Molecule: messenger RNA, 1968 nt
Organism: Rhodamnia argentea
Lineage: Eukaryota; Viridiplantae; Streptophyta; Magnoliopsida; Myrtales; Myrtaceae
Exons: 9
Coding region: 13-1752 (579 amino acids)
Cellular component (GO): plasmodesma; plasma membrane
Source: RefSeq, a predicted model, not a curated record
GGUUAAUUCUGAAUGAUGGCUACCACUGAACUCAGCUUCUUCAACCUUUUGUUUGCAACUGUUAACCCCCUCGCUUUGUCCGUGAGGGCGAACCACAAACCAGUAGAGAGCUCAGGGCUUUCUCUCACCAUGGCUCUAAAACUCUUUCUUGUCCCCACUUUGUUCCUUCUUGUUUCCUCAGCUUUCGCCUCUUCCUCGCAUGGAGACUCUCUCUUUCGACCCUUUGAAGCACCAUCACCUACAGGGUGGGACUGGGAAAGCAAAGCGAAGUUACUGGGGACGACCGCGCGAGAAUAUGUUAUAGGCCCGAGUACUGAUCUCUUUGAGAACUCGAUGUCUGCUUUGGCCGCACAGAGGACUUACAGGAGAGACCCUCUCGAUGGGUUCAAAAGAUACACAGAGGGGUGGAAUCUGAAAGACCAUCACUACUGGGCUUCUGUGGGUUUUACUGCGGCUCCAUUGCUUGUCAUCGCAGCAAUGUGGUUCCUUGGCUUCGGUGUUUGCUUGUUGGUCAUGGUUUGUUGUUCUUGCAGUAGAAAGCAGCCUGAUGGACAAAAGAGUGCUGCUGCUUAUCAACUCUCUCUUAUUUUUCUUGUCAUUUUCGGCAUUGCUUCAAUCAUUGGAUGCCUUGUUCUCUAUACAGGCCAGGGAAGGUUCCACAGAACCACAAGCGGAGCAUUGGAGUAUGUUGUGAAUCAGGCUGAUCUCACUGUAGGGAAACUGAAAGGUGUGUCGGAUAUUAUUGCCCAAGCCAAGCAGGUUGGAGUCGAUAAAGUUUUUGUGCCUCCUAGUGUUCAGACUGAUAUUGACCAGAUUGAAGCAAAAAUAGACUCAUCAACCAGUGCUCUUGCUGGCCAAACUGUAGAGAACUCCGACGACAUGCGGCAUCUCCUGGAUUCAGUGAGACUGGCACUUAUCUUAACAGCUGCAGUCAUGCUUUCCUUGACACUGACCGGACUCUUGCUAUCGGUCAUUCGGAUGCAAUUUCUCUUGUACAUCCUAGUGAUCGUUGGAUGGCUACUUGUUUCUGGCAGUUUUAUCUUAUCCGGCACAUUUCUGGUCCUCCAUAAUGUGGCUGGAGACACUUGUGUAGCGAUGGAUGAAUGGGUUCAAUACCCUUCAGCACACACUGCUUUAGAUGAAAUACUUCCGUGCAUGGAUGACGUGACUGUCCAAGAAACACAACAGCGAAGCAAGGAAGUAACUUAUCAACUGGCUGAGGUGGUCAACCAGGUCAUAACCAACGUGUCGAAUCUAAAUUUCUCGCCCAACUUCCCAACAAUGUACAUCAAUCAGUCAGGUCCGCCAGUGCCGAUCCUCUGUAAUCCUUUCCACUCCGAUCUGACUGAUCGAGCUUGCUCAUCUGGUGAAGUAGACCUCAACAAUGCAAGAGAGGUCUGGAGGGGCUUUGUCUGUCAGGCUUCAGCGACAGGAAUCUGCAUGACGACAGGACGCUUGACACCAUCCUUCUAUGACCAGAUGUCUUCUGCGGUGAAUGCGAGCUACGGGCUGUACUACGACACUCCUUCCCUAACUGACCUACAAGACUGCACAUUCGUCCGCCAAACAUUCAGCGAAGUACAUGCGAAGUAUUGUCCUGGUUUGCAGCGAUACAGCAAAUGGGUGUACGUCGGUUUAGUGAUCGUCUCCGUUUCGGUGAUGCUCUCUCUCAUCUUGUGCCUUCUGUAUAGGCGGGAGCAUGACGGGUAUGUCUAUACAAAGGAAUUCGAAGAGCACAAACAUUCUCAGUGAAACUGCAGGGUGUGGACCGAUGAUGUCGAUAACAGUAGCUCUGAAUUCAACUUGGAGUUUCGAGUUCGGACGGUUUGGUGUUGUGUCCCUGUGAUGUGGAAUCUCCAAUGAUCAGUUCUUCUGGACCUUGUAACUGUACUCUUUAAUGCCUGUAGCUAAAUGUGGGAAAUUGUAAGAUUUCUGGUCUGAAUGCACAAUCAUAUUGUGUUAUGCAGA